Messenger RNA from Diuraphis noxia (Russian wheat aphid), 3869 nucleotides. RefSeq names its product WD repeat-containing protein 11-like. The record is from RefSeq and is a predicted model, not a curated record. Gene Ontology annotation, cellular component: cytoplasm. NCBI's taxonomy places the organism in Eukaryota, Metazoa, Arthropoda, Insecta, Hemiptera, Aphididae. Gene Ontology annotation, molecular function: protein binding.
UUUAGAUUUAGAUUUUUAUUUUUUAUUACUGUUUUUGAGUUUAUUUUAUUAUUUUAUUUUUAUAUUAUACAUUCUUYAUUCCGAUGGAGACCAAUAAUGACAAAAGACAUUCCACGGGAUCCGAUCAAUCUAUUAGACUUCACAUGACAGCUCCUAGAACAUUUUCAAACCAAUGCCAUAUAUUGAAUAAAGGAGCAAUUGAUUGGUCUGAAAAUGGACUAUUAGCAUAUGGGUCCAAUAAUCUAGUUGUAAUUGUUGAUACAGCUAAAGUCAUUCCAGUCCAAUGCUUUACUGAUCACAAAUCUUUAAUUAAGAAGCUUUUAUGGGUUCCAUUUGAUUCUGUUUCUGGUGCAUCAUCUGAAUUAGUAUCAGCAGACUGUGCAGGAGAUAUUGCAUUAUGGGAUGUAUGCCGAGGUCGAUGCAUCUCAUGGAUUGACUCAGAGCAAGCAAAACCGGUGAAUGGACUUGAGUGGGUACCAUCUUCAUUAAACAAUGAUUUGCUGUUGGGAGUCUUACAUUCUCCUUAUACAUUUUCUCUAUUAGAUGUACGUAAAGGUACUCGGCUAUGGAAAAAAACAUUUAGCGAUACAAUCAACAGUUUUGCUUUUGACCCCUUUCAUUUAAAUAGAAUUGCAUUUUUGUGUCCAGAAUGUAUAUUAUUUUUUGACAAUUUUGAUUGCAAGUCAGCACUUAGUGGUAAUGGGCGUAAAUUUUACAUAUCAAAUACUGCAGCUGGUGAGAAUUCAACUAUAGCUGAAGAAUCUACGCGGCCGAGAACUAGAUUCAAAAGAUUGAUGAAGGGUUUAGUAUUAGGAGAAAGUCAACCUAAAAUGGAUCCUUCAUUGACGGUUUCUGAAUGCAUUCAAUUUACAUACCAUCGUUCACUACGAAAUCAUAUAAUUUUGAUGUAUCAACAUGAUAUAUUGAUUCUUGACCUUUAUAUUAGUAUGACAGUUGGUGUAAUUAGCAUUGAUCGAUCAUUUUCUCCAUUUUGUCAGAUGUAUUCUUGUCGACAACGUGAUAUUAUUUAUUGUUUACAAGAAACUGGAAGUUUGUCAUUGAAAUUAAGACGUAAACCUAUAGCAAAUUAUUUGAUGUCACCCAUGGAUGCUUCUCCUGUAGCUGUUGCUGGCAAUGAAUCCUCUGCUGAUACAUAUUUGUGGUAUGAACAUAGAAUACAAAGUGAAAUAAUCAGGCAGACAAAGAAUUCUAAAGUUCUUGGUCUAGCAGUUUGUCCAAUUACUGAAAAACAUUGUGCUAUACUAUUAAGUAUGGGAAAAGUUAUGUUUUUUGAACUAGAGAAAAUUAUGACAGCAGCCAAUGACAUAUCAUUUUACCUUGGAAGACGUGACUUCCAUAAAAUGACAUUAAGUAACAUUUUUCCAUCGUUCAAUGAUAGUCAAGGCUUAAUACCAAAAGUACGACUAUAUGCUCGAGGAAUGCUUCCUAGUCUUGAAUCCUCAUUAACUGUUAUUAAAUAUUGUCCACCAUUAACAUCAGCCACAAGAGCUAAAUACAAACCCCUUUUAGCUGUUGGCACAAAUUCCGGGAACAUAGGAAUUUUUAAUUUAGCUACAGGAUUAAUACUGAAAGAAUAUCAUGUACAUUCUCAUCCUGUUAGAGGUAUUGAAUGGAUCAGUCAGCGAUAUAUAAUUUCUUGGUCGUUUUAUUCAUAUACAUUAAAUACUAAGAGUCAAGUAAUUGUAACUGAUAUUCAGUGUGGUCAGUCUACACCUGUCCGYAUAAAUAAAGUAGAUGAGCCAUAUGUAGUAUUUGUUAAAGUAUCUCCAUUAAAACAGUAUUUUGUGAUUGGAAUCAAAGAUGGACCAGUUGAAAUUUGGGAUAUAAAAUCAAUGUCAUUGUUAAGUAAAAUGUCAAAAAGAUUUCCACCGGCUGUUUGCAUGGAAUGGGUUCAAUGCAACAUGUCUAAAGGRAAAAAAAAUAGUGUGGCAACUAUAGUUGAAGAGAACGAAAUCGGAUCAAAAUAUCCAGAACAUUUAUUGAUUUCUGACGUAGCCGGUAACCUUUAUGCUUUCUUAAUUGAUUCAAAUAGUUUUUUGAAGCCUGGUACAAUGAUAGAGCCUGGAAUUUUGUUAAAACCUCCUGUAUACCUUACAUGUAAGUUAAACAUUGCACUUCAAGUAGACAGUGAUGGUAAUUUGUUUGUGUGGGACUUAAGUAACCAUAUGGACAAACAAAAACAUCAUAUUAAUCGUUUGGAAGUAAAAAAAAUAAAGUUUGCUCCUGGCGCUGGAAAUUUUAGAUUUUUAUGCUUGUCAUCAGAUGGCAUUGACAUUUUCAAUGUUUUUGGGUCACCUCAAUCAAUCGAAAUAAUUUCCACUAUGAAGACAGAUAAAAAGUUACAAGUUAUCGAUGCUGAUUGGGCUAGUGCUGAACACACUGUAAUCAUGUUUAGUGAUCAUUCUAUUAGAGUAUUUGACCUUAAGCUUACAAAGUCUUACUCUUCAAUAUAUAAUUAUGAAUUUGAUGAUUUACUGGGGGCUCCUACAAUUUUAGACAGAGAUUUAUGUAAGAUGUUUUAUUUUUGGCUUUCAGCUACUUGUAAAAAAGUUUAUAGCACAGAACUUGGUUUUAAUAAUUAUGAAUUAUCUCUUAUUAAAAAUGCCUGUUAUUCUCUACCAUGGACAGAAUUAGAAUCAUGUACAAAAAUAGCUGAACGAUCUUUAGUAGUGAGUCAAUCGCUUGGACUUAAGAAUGAAGUCCAAUUUUGGACAGUGGCUUUUCAUUACAUCAUGAUGGAUGAUGAUUUUGCUACAAGUGUUGUUCCUCCCUUAGAUUCUUGUUACGAUGUUGUAUGUGACUGUGCUACAUAUCGAAAAAUGCAAUUAGAACAAGUCUUGUUACACGAAUGGAAAAGUGGUGACUAUAUGCAUAUGAGGCGUGUUGCUGAUAAAUUUAUAUUACUCGGAGAAAAAACUAGAGCAUUAGACUUGCUUUUAGCAACCAAUGUGAAUGAUCCAAACUAUUAUACUGACGCAUUGAAGGCUUGUUUAAUUGCUACUGUGGAUUCCAAUACUGCUAAUCAGAGUACAAUUAAACUGGUAGCAGCUAAUCUCAUUGCAGAAAAUAAAAUUGAUGAAGGUAUUCAACUGUUAUGUAUGAUUGGCAAAGGAUCUCAAGCUUGUCGCUAUCUUAUAUCAUAUAAUCAAUGGGAACAAGCUGUAUGGUUAGCAAAGUGUUCAUUGUCAAAAGAYGACUUUGAUACAGUCUUAAAAAGUUGGGCCGAUCAUUUACUAUCUAAUAGAAAUCAGGAACAAGCUGUUUUGGUUUUGCUGUCAUUAAAGAGGUUUAAUGAUGUAUUGAAAAUCUUAAUCAAUAGUGACCGUGUUUAUAGAGCUACACUAUUGGUUUUAGCAUGUCAUCAAAACAAAAUUGGUCUUGAUAGUAUUUUAGAAAAAGAAGUAUGUGAAAAACUAAAACGAGAAUUGUACAUUAAUGGAGGUGAUGGUGAUGUCGUGGACAAACUUUUUAAUGAAAAUAACACUUGAGAACAAAAAAACCUACUGUGAUACUUAAUUUUUAUUUAUUGUAAAAUUUUAUCUACAUUUUGCUUUUUACCACAUUAUAUCGGUUGUUUAAAAAUAUAAACAACAAAUACGUAUUCCUUCAACAAUAUAUCGCCAAUUUCCAUAAUCAGACAAUCAGUUUUUAUUUACUGAACAAUAAAUCACAUCUACAUGUUUUUUUUAGAAAUUUUGUAAGAKUAAACAUUAAUUGUAAAUGAUGUGUCAUUACUUAUGAGGUGUGCCUGUAAAUUGUGAUUGUUUUCAGAYAAUUAUUACAUUGUUGCUGAGAAUAUGUAUUUGUUUAAAUAAAAUAACCUUUAAUCAAGAUUAUACAAUUUAUUG